GCAGCGCAGCGCCAGCAAUGUAGUGUGCACUGCAAUUUCAGAUAACCAGAGGGGCAAACCUAAAACAAGGAAGUGUCACAAGGACUUAGUCACACGUCACUCUGGUGCGUGCGAAUACGCCGCUUCCUCAGUACCCUCAGCAACGUCUCUACGCAGUCGCUGCCCAAGUUGCUCCACCUUUCAAAUCUCGCUUCCAACGAGCCCUUUUAACGUCGUCUUACCGUCAUGUCCGAACCUUACGACCCUUACCUCCCCCGUAAUGGCUCCUCAUCCAAUCCCGCUGGCGGGUCAAGUCAGGGUGGAAACCCGAAAACCGCAGCUAUUCAACAACAAAUCGACGACACCGUUGGUAUCAUGAGGGAGAACAUCACAAAGGUCGCAGAGCGUGGAGAGAGGUUAGACUCAUUACAAGAUAAGACAGAUAACCUUGCUGUUUCAGCACAGGGCUUCCGUCGGGGUGCCAACCGAGUACGGAAGAAUAUGUGGUGGAAAGACAUGAAGAUGCGCAUGAUCAUUGGUGUUGCGAUCGCAAUUAUCAUAAUCAUCAUCGUAGUCAGCAUUGUGAAGGCAACACAUCACUAGGCAGUACGUGUACAGACUGCUUAUCCGCCUACCACUGGCUUGUUGAAUGUUGUAUCUAUGCACCGUAUCGUUAAUUCUUCUCCUUUUUUCCUGUUUUACAUUUUGUUGGCUGCCUUCUUUCGUAGGGCCCUAGUAGCGGAUGGUGGACCCUGGUACAUAUAGUUGUCGCUUCGUUGAAUGGUCACAUGUUGUGCUUAUGGAUGAUCCACAUACUACUCGCUCUAGGCUAGGUUGUCAGCAUCAACCAAGCUCUACGGUCUAAAAUUCCUGCUAGGGUCUUUCAAAAUGAAGUUUUGACUUGAGCUGUUAACAAUGAC
Messenger RNA from Suillus paluster, 899 nucleotides. RefSeq names its product synaptobrevin-like protein. NCBI's taxonomy places the organism in Eukaryota, Fungi, Basidiomycota, Agaricomycetes, Boletales, Suillaceae. The transcript has 7 exons. Gene Ontology annotation, biological process: vesicle-mediated transport; vesicle fusion. Gene Ontology annotation, cellular component: plasma membrane; SNARE complex. The record is from RefSeq and is a predicted model, not a curated record. Gene Ontology annotation, molecular function: SNAP receptor activity; syntaxin binding. Bases 226 to 582 code for a protein of 118 amino acids.